Leucoraja erinaceus (little skate) is the source of this 4858-nucleotide messenger RNA. RefSeq names its product C2 calcium dependent domain containing 5 (gene c2cd5). The coding region runs from base 30 to 3500 and encodes 1156 amino acids. The transcript is spliced from 27 exons. The record is from RefSeq and is a predicted model, not a curated record. NCBI's taxonomy places the organism in Eukaryota, Metazoa, Chordata, Chondrichthyes, Rajiformes, Rajidae. Gene Ontology annotation, molecular function: calcium ion binding; calcium-dependent phospholipid binding. Gene Ontology annotation, cellular component: plasma membrane. Gene Ontology annotation, biological process: intracellular protein transmembrane transport; protein localization to plasma membrane; positive regulation of vesicle fusion.
CCUUUUCUUUCUUUCAACAGAGAGUAACUAUGCCGGGGAAGCUGAAAGUCAGGAUUGUGGCUGGUCGUCACCUGCCGGUUAUGGACAGGGCCAGUGACCUCACCGAUGCAUUUGUUGAGGUAAAGUUUGGUAAUAUAACAUUUAAGACAGAUGUGCACCACAAAUCGCUCAAUCCCCAAUGGAAUUCAGAAUGGUUUAAAUUUGAGGUUGAUGAUGAAGACUUGCAAGAUGAACCGCUGCAGAUAACAGUACUGGACCAUGAUACCUACAGCGCUAACGACGCGAUUGGGAAAGUAUAUAUUGAUAUUGACCCUUUACUGUCCAAUGAAGCCGCUGCCAUUCUUUCUGGCUGGUUUCCAAUCUACGACACUCUUCACGGUAUCAGAGGAGAAAUUAAUGUCAUGGUGAAAGUAGAUCUCUUCAAUGAUUUGAACCGCUUCAGACAAUCAUCGUGUGGAGUCAAGUUUUUUUGUACUCCGUCCAUUCCUAAGUGCUACAAGGCAGUAACAAUCCAUGGAUUUGUAGAAGAAUUGGUAGUGAACGAAGAUCCUGAGUACCAAUGGAUUGAUAGAAUUCGUACACCCAGAGCAUCAAAUGAAGCCAGGCAGCGGCUAAUCUCAUUGAUGUCAGGUGAACUGCAAAGGAAAAUUGGCCUUAAGGUUCUUGAGAUGGGAGGCAAUGCUGUUGUAGGCUACCUGCAGUGUUUUGACUUGGAAGGCGAAUCUGGGCUUGUGGUACGUGCUAUUGGGACUGCAUGUACGCUGGAUAAACUGAGUAAUGCAGCUACAUCAUUUCUACCUCCAUGUAGCUCUCCAUCCAAAGAUCUGAAAGAGGUUCCCUUCAGUGAAGAUCCCAACCCUGUUGUUACUCAUUCAUCUGGACCCUCCACCCCUCUGAAAAAUCAAACCUAUUCCUUUUCACCUUCCAAGUCCUACAGUCGACAGUCUUCCUCUUCUGACACAGAUUUGAGUUUGACACCUAAAACUGCAGCAGCUUUCCCCAAGGGGCCUAGGAUUUUCUUCUUUCCCAGCUCCCCUCUAUCCUCUGGUUCCCCCCAUCAUAACAGUGCACAUCUCCUUCGCUCUGUGGCUGUGCAUAGUUUUACCCCUCCUCACUCUGGCUAUGCAAGUCCAGUCGGUCUGAGGAAAAGUGUGUCUUUCAAUGAAGAGUUGCUUCUAACUGCCUCUGGAAUGGGAAGUGGUAGCGGUGGAAAAGAUGGAGGUCCUUUGAAAGCCCUCUAUCGACAACAGACCCAGUCAGCCUUCGAACACAGGGAAUUUCCCUUUUUCACUCUCACAACUUUCCCGCCUGGGUUUCUCGUUCAUGUUGGCGGAGUAGUCAGCGCCAGAUCUGUGAAGCUACUGGACAGAAUCCACAACCCAGAUGAACCUGAAACUCGUGAUGCUUGGUGGGCAGAAAUUCGGCAAGAGAUCAAGUCGCACGGCAAAGCUCUUGGAUGCCAUGCAGUUGUUGGAUACAGUGAAUCAACUAGCAUCUGUGAGGAAGUCUGUAUCUUGUCUGCCUCAGGCACUGCAGCUGUGCUGAAUCCAAAGAUGCUUCAAGAAUGCAGCAUGGAAGGCUGUAGUGAACACAGGUUGUCACGGCAGCCUAGCUUCUUUUCCACAGGGUCAGAGAAGGGAGAGUUUGAUUUUUUUCUGCAGUGCCAGGAUAGUGCUUCUCUAUUAGGAUUGGAGGAUGCGACAUCUCUAGCCUGCAGUUUCUGCCAUAUCCCUUAUGAUGAGUUAAAUAUGCCAUUCCCCGCACACCUCACUUAUUGUUAUGUAUGUCGGAAGUUGAAGGUUCCCGACGUUCUCUUCACAACCAUUGAACCUCCAUUGGAAGCGGCGGUAACUGGGAAAGGCUGCUUGAUUCAAGCCAGACUCUGCCGUCAGAAAAAGAAGACUCAGGGUGAAGCCAAUGCCACCGCAAUAAGCAAUCUCCUGCCAUUUAUGGAAUAUGAACUGCAUACACAGCUGAUGAACAAACUUAAGUUGCGAGGGAUGAAUGCACUCUUUGGGCUAAGGAUCCAGAUUGCAGUUGGUGAAAACAUGUUGAUGGGCCUUGCUUCUGCGACUGGUUUGUACGUGACGGCCCUCCCCGCUCCAGGGGGCAUACAGGUUGCAGGGAAGACACCAAGCGACUCGUCGUACGAUCAGCAUAUAUCAAACAUCCAGAAGAAGAUCAACGAUAUGAUCGUCAAAAACAGAGAAAUCCAUGAGAUUAAUCCUCCCGAAAUCCUAGAGGAAACACUUGGAUCCCCGAUCCCUGAAACACAACAACGCUCCAGGCUCUUCCGCUCCCAUUCGGAAAGUUCAGAUGAUGUUUCCGAACUGGAUCUUUCACAUGGGAAGAAGGACGCCUUUGUGUUGGAGAUUGAUGAUGCUGAUGCUGUAGAAGAUAUUCAUUCAUUAUUGACUGAUGCUCCCACGCCAGCUGGUUUUUACAGUUGUAAUACGGAGGUUAUGCCAGGUAUCAACAACUGGACAUCUGAUUUACAGAUGUUUACUUCUGUGAGAGUGUUCCGGCUGAACAACGUUACCAGUCUCACGUCACAGGGACUGAAUAAAGCCUUCAGUGAUCUUUGUGAAAAUUUGCUAAAGGCUCUGUAUUUUAAACUGCGGUCCAUGGUACCGUGCUGUCUGUGUCAUGUGAACUUCAAUGUUGCAUUACCAGAGGAUGAAUUAAUCCAGGUUGCAGUUACAGCCGUUGCGAUUACAUAUGAUCAGAACCAGGCUCAAUGCAUCAAGGCUUGUUCAGACAAGACUCUCCUAAGAGUUUCUGCAGAGAAUGAAGAACAACUCCAGUUUACUUUGGAACUCUGCACGGAUUCACAUUCCAAUCCGUCGGCUGUCAUUUUCUCUCCCAGUAAGACUGCAGGCAUUUCGGAAAGUGGCAAUUUGCAGGCAAUCUGUCCCGCUGUACAAAGAGCCACCUCAGUUGAUUACAGUUCCUUUGCAGACAGAUGCAGCAGCUGGAUAGAGUUCAUUAAGCAGAAAGCUCAGACCAUAAGGCGUGGAUCAAUUAAAACAAUUGCUUCACUUGACAAAGCAAGCCCACUGGCAGAAGCUCUCACACACCAUCGCUCACCGAUAUCAUGCACCACCUCCACAGUCACUGUCGUGGAGAUGACCCCUCUCUCUUUCAUUCCCGGUGCAAAAAUAACCAAAUAUCUUGGAAUCAUCAACAUGUUCUUCAUUCGGGAAACCACGUCACUGCGCGAGGAAGGAGGCGUUAGCGGGUUCCUUCAUGCUUUUAUUGCGGAGGUGUUUGCUAUGGUGCGGGCCCAUGUUGCCGCUCUGGGUGGAAACGCAGUCGUGUCUUACAUCAUGAAACAGUGUGUGUUUAUGGAAAACACCAACAAAAAUCAGGCACAGUGCCUUGUCAAUGUAAGUGGUGAUGCUGUGAACUUCAUCAAAGACUCCGAUGUGGAAUGUGCAUCUGCACAGGCACAAGGAAGUGGUUCACAAACAGCCAACGGUGGCGGAGAUGUUGUCACAUGAACUGGUCCAGACUAAUUACAGCUAAAGGUUCAUGCACUUCAGGGACUUGAGACAAUUUGUCUGCGUUUCAAUCGGAUCGACUGUAAUCCCAACAAAUGAUAUGGACGCAACCACAAACUACACAUUGCAUCCUCCAAAUGGCCUGUAUGAUUUUGCAUCUGUAGUCUUGUGGUAUAUAUUUAUUUAUACCACAACUUUAAUUUUGCUUGUCCUUUCAUGAUCUGGAGCUUUAAAUGAGAGGUUAACAUUUUCUCACAAUCUUAAGCUUUGAGGACAUGCCACAGGAACUGGCAGAAAUGAAGGUGAUUUUUUUUUAUUUUUCUCUCUCUGUCAGAAACAGAUCUCCAUCAACCUGUUCAUUCAAUUCCCGGUGUCAAGACCAAACUGGGAAUUGUAUGAAAUUGAAAAUGGUACUCGAGUGUACUUUAAGCCAAUGUAAAACGGGAUGUUUAUUCUAGAGUAGAAGCCCACUUUCAGUGGAAACGAGGAGGAGGGGGGGGAAUAAAAUUGCCACAAAAACAAAACGCUAAUAGCAACGUAACGAGUUUUAUGUCAGUAUAAAUCUGAUGUGGCUUUUAUCUGUAUUCUUCUGUUAGAAGGUACAAGACAUGCAAGAGAUUUUCCUCAAAAUAAAUUACAGGCUUCUUGGUUGCACGAAGAUUGUGCAAGCAAGGAAAUGUUGGGUUUAGGAAAACAUCUGUAAUUACUACAAACAAAUGGAACUGUAUAAUUCUGCAAUAUGAAAAAUGUAUUUUUAUAAAUUCUCAAGUUUAGAAUUGCGAUAAAAUAGAUGUAUUUAAAAUAUUCAUGUAAAAUUGCAAAUCCAGAGUAUAUAGUGGGCAAAGGAUUGUUUUUAUUUCAAAUUUAGUCCAUAAUUAAAGACUUGAAUGUACAGAACUCCUCCAUCGUAUGGGUCUCAAGAAUUCACUUGCUUUGCAUACCUGAAAUGCAUGAGAAAGAAAAUUCACUGUUUAAACACAUUUCACAGGUUAUGAUAAAACAAGGAAGAGCAUGUAAGAAAUAGUACUCGUAGCCCUUCUGAGAAAUAAAUGUUUAAAGAAUAUUUAUAAAGUUUUUCUAUCAAUGCUGGUGGCCAUAUAUGUUUUUAAGCCUUGUUUCAUUGGGUAAUGUGCUGGUGGGUACAAUGUUUGCACUUUGUUAUAUAUUUCAAAAAAAGUGUAAGAUGUACAGAACAUUUAAACUGUUGCUCUGCUAAAUGAUGCUGCAUCUGAAUGGAGUCAUUUCCAACAUGUUUGUUGUUAAUCCAACGUUACCUACCAAACCAUAUUUGGCAUGUGGAUCAUAAUGCAAGCCAGCAACUGUGGGCUUCAGUUUUCAAAUAAAUUGUUGCAUCUCAA